Colletotrichum siamense is the source of this 222-nucleotide messenger RNA. RefSeq lists its product as uncharacterized. NCBI's taxonomy places the organism in Eukaryota, Fungi, Ascomycota, Sordariomycetes, Glomerellales, Glomerellaceae. The record is from RefSeq and is a predicted model, not a curated record. The transcript is spliced from 2 exons. Bases 1 to 222 code for a protein of 73 amino acids.
AUGCCUAGCAAGGGGCAUGAUGUAGGAUCGUGGCACAACAACGCAAGCGAGAGAACACGGAGCAAACAUUCCUCACUCACUGGGGAUCGCCGCUCGAUUCAGCGUAUAACUGUUGUCAGAGGGCAUCUGAAACGAACUGUCAGUCAUUCCCAGCAGAUCCAGGAGCAAAAGCUAAAACUUCCAAUCGAGCUUGAACUUUCUUUCGCCUUUUCCGUCAAGUGA